Molecule: messenger RNA, 4227 nt
Organism: Apodemus sylvaticus (European woodmouse)
Lineage: Eukaryota; Metazoa; Chordata; Mammalia; Rodentia; Muridae
Gene: Frmd4a
Product: FERM domain containing 4A
Exons: 23
Coding region: 165-3260 (1031 amino acids)
Biological process (GO): establishment of epithelial cell polarity
Cellular component (GO): adherens junction; cytoskeleton; bicellular tight junction
Source: RefSeq, a predicted model, not a curated record
GCGACUGCGGGCGCCGCGGAGGAGGCGGAGGCGGCGCCGGGCUCCCCAGGCCGCCUGGUAGGCCAAGGGCCUGCGCCCGGGACGAAUGGGAAGCUGCUUUCCGUGGACUAGCCUCUUACAACCCGAAGUUCCUCGGCUCCUUUAGAAGAGCACAAAAAUAAAAGAUGACGGAGGGCCGUCGAUGUCAAGUACAUCUCCUUGAUGACAGGAAGCUGGAGCUCCUAGUACAGCCCAAGCUUUUGGCCAAGGAGCUUCUUGACCUCGUGGCUUCUCAUUUCAACCUGAAGGAGAAGGAAUACUUUGGAAUAGCAUUCACAGAUGAGACGGGACACUUGAACUGGCUCCAACUAGAUCGAAGAGUCCUGGAGCACGACUUCCCCAAAAAGUCUGGGCCAGUGGUUCUGUACUUCUGUGUCAGAUUCUAUAUAGAAAGCAUCUCCUACCUGAAGGAUAACGCUACCAUUGAGCUUUUCUUCCUGAACGCCAAGUCCUGCAUCUACAAGGAGCUGAUUGAUGUUGACAGUGAAGUGGUGUUUGAAUUAGCUUCCUAUAUCUUACAGGAAGCAAAAGGAGAUUUCUCUAGCAAUGAGGUGGUGAGGAGUGAUCUGAAAAAGCUGCCAGCCCUUCCCACCCAGGCCCUGAAGGAACACCCCUCCCUGGCCUACUGUGAAGACAGAGUCAUCGAGUACUACAAGAAGCUGCAUGGCCAGACGAGGGGACAAGCUAUCGUGAACUACAUGAGUAUCGUGGAGUCUCUGCCAACCUACGGCGUUCACUAUUAUGCAGUGAAGGACAAGCAGGGGAUACCAUGGUGGCUGGGACUGAGCUACAAAGGAAUUUUCCAGUAUGACUACCAUGAUAAAGUGAAGCCACGGAAGAUAUUUCAAUGGAGACAGUUGGAGAAUCUGUAUUUCAGGGAAAAGAAGUUUUCCGUGGAAGUCCAUGACCCUCGCAGGGCUUCAGUGACCAGGAGGACUUUCGGGCACAGUGGCAUUGCCGUGCACACGUGGUACGCGUGCCCAGCCCUCAUCAAGUCCAUCUGGGCGAUGGCGAUUAGCCAGCAUCAGUUCUAUCUGGACAGAAAGCAGAGUAAGUCCAAGAUCCAUGCGGCACGAAGUCUAAGCGAGAUCGCCAUUGACCUAACAGAGACAGGGACGCUGAAGACGUCAAAGUUGGCCAACAUGGGGAGCAAGGGGAAGAUCAUCAGCGGCAGCAGUGGGAGCCUGCUGUCCUCAGGUUCUCAGGAAUCAGAUAGCUCGCAGUCAGCCAAGAAAGACAUGCUGGCUGCCUUGAAAUCCAGGCAGGAAGCUCUGGAGGAGACGCUGCGCCAGAGGCUGGAGGAACUGAAGAGAUUGUGUCUCCGGGAAGCUGAACUCACGGGAAAAUUGCCGGUUGAAUAUCCCCUGGAUCCAGGAGAGGAACCACCUAUUGUUCGGAGGAGAAUUGGGACAGCCUUCAAGCUGGAUGAACAGAAAAUCCUGCCUAAAGGAGAGGAAGCCGAGCUGGAGCGCCAGGAACGAGAGUUUGCGAUUCAGUCCCAGAUCACCGAGGCCGCCCGGCGUCUAGCCAGCGACCCCAAUGUCAGCAAAAAACUGAAGAAGCAAAGGAAGACCUCUUAUCUGAAUGCCCUGAAGAAGCUACAGGAGAUUGAGAAGGCAAUCAACGAGAACCGCAUCAAGUCAGGGAAGAAACCCACCCAGAGGGCUUCGCUUGUCAUUGAUGAUGGAAAUAUUGCCAGCGAAGACAGCUCUCUCUCGGAUGCCCUCGUUCUGGAAGAUGAAGACUCUCAGGUUACCAGCACAAUAUCCCCCUUACAGUCGCCACACAAGGGCCUCCCUCCUCGGCCGCCGUCAUCGCACAACAGGCCUCCUCCCCCUCAAUCCCUGGAGGGACUCAGGCAGAUGCACUAUCACCGUACUGACUAUGACAAGUCACCCUUAAAGCCCAAAAUGUGGAGCGAGUCAUCUUUAGACGAGCCUUACGAGAAGGUGAAGAAACGCUCCUCCCACGGUCAUUCCAGUAGCCACAAGCGUUUCCCCAGCACAGGAAGCUGUACGGAGGCGGGGGUAAGCAGCUCCUUGCAGAGUAGCCCCAUCCGGAGCCUCCCACACUGGAACUCCCAGUCUAGCAUGCCAUCCACCCCAGACCUGCGCGUCCGGAGUCCUCACUGUGUUCAUUCCACGAGGUCAGUGGACAUCAGCCCCACGAGACUGCACAGCCUCGCACUGCACUUUAGGCAUCGAAGCUCCAGCCUGGAGUCCCAGGGCAAGCUCCUGGGCUCAGAGAAUGACACCGGAAGCCCCGACUUCUACACCCCGAGGACUCGUAGCAGCAAUGGCUCAGACCCCAUGGAUGACUGCUCGUCCUGCACCAGCCACUCGAGCUCAGAGCACUACUACCCAGCACAGAUGAAUGCCAACUACUCAACGCUGGCUGAGGACUCGCCAUCCAAGGCGCGGCAGCGACAGCGACAGAGGCAGCGCGCAGCGGGCGCACUGGGCUCAGCUAGCUCGGGCAGCAUGCCCAACCUGGCAGCACGCAGUGGGGCUGCGAGCACUGGAGGUGGUGUGUACCUGCACAGCCAGAGCCAGCCGAGUUCGCAGUACCGCAUCAAAGAGUACCCACUCUAUAUCGAGGGCAGUGCCACACCCGUGGUGGUACGCAGCCUGGAGAGCGACCAGGAGGGCCACUACAGCGUCAAGGCGCAGUUUAAGACUUCCAACUCUUACACGGCUGGUGGCCUGUUCAAAGAGAGCUGGCGCGGGGGUGGCGACGAGGGGGACGCAGGCCGCCUUACACCGUCGCGCUCUCAGAUCCUGCGGACUCCUUCCUUGGGGCGUGACGGCGCCCACGACAAAGGCUCCGGCCGUGCCGCUGUGUCUGAUGAGCUGCGCCAGUGGUACCAGCGCUCCACAGCCUCGCACAAGGAGCACAGCCGCCUGUCGCACACCAGCUCCACCUCCUCCGACAGCGGCUCCCAGUACAGCACCUCUUCCCAGAGCACCUUCGUGGCGCACAGCAGGGUCACCAGGAUGCCCCAGAUGUGCAAGGCCACAUCAGCUGCCUUACCUCAAAGCCAGAGAAGUUCAACACCGUCAAGUGAAGUUGGAGCCACCCCGCCCAGCAGCCCCCACCACAUCCUAACCUGGCAGACUGGGAGCUACGGUGACAGCUGCUUCCUGGAUCCCUCCCUCUAUCCAGGCCUAGCCGAUGUCCAAUGGUACGGGCAGGAAAAAGCCAAGCCCGGAACCCUCGUGUGAGCCGGCCAGCCGGGCCAGAUGUGACCACCGCCACGCCAUUCCAAGUCACCUCACUGCCUCUCAUUUGCCUUACCCAGAUGCACUGUCACCUGCACCAGCUUUGGCCCUCAGCACUUUCUUCUCCUGUCUCCACAUCCCUUUCACCCUCAAAAACCUGACUGAGAAGACAUUCUGGAAGGUUCCGAACCCACUGUGUGUCCCCUGGCUCUCUUCCCUAGAGAGCCAGACAACAAUCCUCAAUGGCACCUUAGUGGUUUCCCUCGACCAUGACAGCCCCAAGCCACAAACUGUCAGGGAAGCCAAGACGUGCAAUUCCUGUGGAAGAGAAGCUUUGGGAGAGACCAGAGCAAAAGCCAGCCCUGCCUGCAGAGCUCGAAGCGUUACCGGCUGCAGCCCUAGGCCAACCAAGUCCUAGAGGAGAGCGGCUCAUGGGGAUAUCAGUUUACACCUGAAAUAAAUAUUCCGUAGUCAAAAAACAGCCAGUGAGAGUUCCUCAGGGGAAGUGUGAGCAAGGAAGAUCAGUGUUUCAGAGACCGUCAGGAUCACAAUUGGUUCUAUGCUGCCAAAGAUUAGCCACAUUCAACAAUGAACAGAUAGGAGGGGCCAAGAGGAACACACCUUUUCUGCGGUGAAAUUUCAAUUCUAAACUACGGCUGCGCAGCACAGUGAAAGUCAACCACUUGUAGACCACGCCCUGUGGCGCCCCUUCUGGAGCACUCCACAUACCCCUGAGAGCCUGGGAACCGUGACGAGGAAGGAGGCUUGGCUGGCCUGGCGGACUCAGCCUCUGUCUGUCUGGACACAGGAGGAGGGGCAGGGACCGUUACACUGCCCUAUGCAGGGGCUCAGCCUACGCCCCCCAAAGCUUCUUUCCUUUUGGGAUUGGGAAGAAGCUAAAGGUGAUAAUUGCCAAAAGCAGUUCUCUCUCUCUCUCUCUCUCUCUCUCUCUCUCUCUCUCUCUCUCUCU